AUGGCCGCUCACACGGUCAAACUCCUCCGCCCCAGCGCCCUCCAACUCGACGCCAACACACCCUGCGUCCUUGAAAUCCACAUGCCCAUGACCCUUCCGCACCGGCUUGACCCGUCUCUGCCGGCGCCUCCGUACCACGCAGGCACCAUAACGGCCGAAGACUUCCGCGACGAUCACGCCAUGCCCCUGCUGCGAGGCCUCAUGGCGCGGCCACCUUGGCGGCCCAGACAACUGCAAAAAAGGACGAUAAUGGCAUCAGCCGGUUUCGACUUUGCCGCCGGGUACUGGAGGGACAUGCACGGUAAUGAGGGCCAUGGUACGAUUCAUGCGUAUGAGGAUGUGGGUGACUGGAUUGAGGUUCUUCACGGAUUCAAAUUCCACCUUAUGAAUCCGCGCGUUCUCCGGCUUGAUGUGGAGGAGGAGGAUGGUGGCAGUGGGGGGGGGUCAGGGAGUAUACUGAGGAUAUCAGAGCACGCUCUGUGA
Molecule: messenger RNA, 483 nt
Organism: Chaetomium strumarium
Lineage: Eukaryota; Fungi; Ascomycota; Sordariomycetes; Sordariales; Chaetomiaceae
Exons: 4
Coding region: 1-483 (160 amino acids)
Source: RefSeq, a predicted model, not a curated record